Messenger RNA from Anolis sagrei ordinatus, 1287 nucleotides. The record is from RefSeq and is a predicted model, not a curated record. NCBI's taxonomy places the organism in Eukaryota, Metazoa, Chordata, Lepidosauria, Squamata, Anolidae.
AUGACCUAUACCUAUAGUUCCAGAGCUCUGGUUGAAGAUUUGGCCCAAACGAUGGACAUAAGCAACGGCCAUGCCCCAAAACAACUGCCCUUCACGUUGAAGCGGUUUCACAUUUCCGAAGAAUACGGUUUCCUUCUCCCAAAUGCUUUGCAAGAACUUCCUCCUUUCUAUGGCCCAUGGUGGGAGAUCGCUCGCCAGCUGCCAGACCUGAUUGAGGACCACAAGCUCCGCUCACGUGUGGACAAGAUGCCUUUGCUCAGCAGCCAGUACCUCCAAGGUUAUCGGGAACUCGCUCUGGCCCAUUUGGUCCUUAGCUUCAUCACAAUGGGCUACGUUUGGCAAGAAGGCGAAAAAGGGGUUGCCAAGAUCUUGCCCCGCAAACUCGCCAUCCCUUUCUGGGAAAUCUCUCAGACGUUAGGAGUGCCUCCCAUCCUGCUUCAUAUGGAUUUUGUUUUAGUAAACUGGAAGAAAAAGGAUCCUUAUGGGCCUCUGGAAAUUGAGAAUCUGGAUCCCAUUGUUUCCUUCCCUGGAGGAGAGUCCAGCCGGGGCUUCAUUCUUAUCAGUGUCCUGGUUGAAAAAGCUGCUGCACCUGGAAUCAAGGCAGUGGCCCAAGCCAUCAAUGGCCUCCUUCAGUUUGAUAACCGGAUGUUGGAGGAAGCCUUGCGGGAACUGACCAACACUCUCAAAGACAUGAUGAGCACAUUGAAGAAAAUGCACGAUCAUGUGGAUCCGGCAGUCUUUUAUGGUGUGGUACGGAUCUUUGUUUCUGGCUGGAAGGACAGCCCGGCCUUCCCAGAUGGUCUGAUCUACGAAGGAGUCAGCGAGAAACCACUCUCGUAUUCCGGGGGAAGCGCAGCCCAGAGCACCACUUUGCACGCGUUUGAUGAACUCCUUGGAAUACAGCAUUGCAAAGAAAGCACUACGUUUCUGCACAGAAUGAGGGAAUACAUGCCACCCGACCAUCGGGCCUUCAUUGAGGAAAUGCAGUCCUUGCCUCCACUGCGGUGCCACGUCGUGUCCUGCGGCUCUGCAGCGCUGCGGUCCGCAUACAACGAGUGCGUGGCUGCCCUUUCGGACUUAAGAACACACCACCUCACCGUCGUGGCCAAGUAUAUUGUCAUUGCAUCUCACAAAGCCAAGGGGAAAUCCUCCGCUCCCGGAUCCGUUGGCCCCAUGUCUUUCCUGGACGAGACUGGAACGGGUGGCUCAAGAAUGCUGAGCUUUUUGAAAAGCACCCGUGAUGCCACCCGGGAAGCCAUGAUAACAUCCUAAGAGAUUCCAACUGUA